AUCUCAAAUCUAGAACAUUUUAAAAUUAAUGAAUCUGAAAACAUCAAUCUUCAAGAUAUUAAUACAGAACAAUUUUUGAAAUAUUUCAAUAAUCAGAUAGUACGAAUAACGAAAGUUCUUUAUCAAAAUCAAAGAGAAAGAAAUUCACCAAAAUUAAAUGCUAAUGACUUCAUCAAUUUAAUUAAACACAAAGAUCCCGAGAUCCAAGAAUUUUUUGAUAUUUUAUAUAAUACAAUAAAUUCUAAAGACAAAGCUUUAAAAAUACAAAAAAGUUUCAAAGAAAUAAUUAUAGUAUUGUGCUAUGAACUAGCUGGAUUGCAAAACAAGCAAGUAAGUGGUGUCAAAGCUACACUAGAUUUGUUUUUUACAAAAUCUAAAGCCUUGGCUCAUUGUAUUAAUACAAUGACUAAUAUGGAAUUAUAUACUACAUACCAAAUAGCUUUUAAUAAAAUUAAUGAAAUAAGUGAUAAGCACUAUGAUAGUGUGAAAAAAUAUGUUCAAAAUCACUAUAAUAGUCUUUUUAUUGCAUAUGUAGACGAUUAUCAUAAUCUUCAUAGUACUCAUAUUCCAUCAACAAAUUCAGCUAAACAAAUGAAAUAG
This is a messenger RNA of Dentiscutata erythropus, 600 nucleotides long. The record is from the annotation of a GenBank genome assembly. Lineage: Eukaryota; Fungi; Glomeromycota; Glomeromycetes; Diversisporales; Gigasporaceae.